ACCUAAUCAAUCUAUAAAUAUACCCCCUUUCAUCUCCUCAGGCGAAUAAACAAAAAAAAAAUCGUUAAAUUAAACAUGCCGACUGAUAUAGAAGAUGAGAUCAAGGACGAAAAGAACCCUAGGCCACUUGAUGAAGACGAUAUUGCUCUGCUUAAAACUUAUGGAUUGGGACCUUAUUCGACCAGCAUCAAGAAAGCUGAGAAGGAUUUAAAGGAUAUGGCCAAAAGGAUCAAUGAUAUAUGUGGUAUCAAGGAGUCAGACACAGGUUUAGCUGCACCUAGCCAGUGGGAUCUUGUGUCUGAUAAACAAAUGAUGCAGGAGGAGCAACCUCUUCAGGUGGCUAGGUGCACAAAGAUAAUCAAUCCAAACACAGAUGACGCAAAGUAUGUUAUAAAUGUCAAGCAAAUUGCAAAGUUUGUUGUUGCAUUGGGUGACAAAGUUUCACCUACUGAUAUUGAAGAAGGCAUGCGUGUUGGUGUUGAUCGGAACAAAUACCAGAUUCAGAUCCCGCUGCCUCCUAAGAUCGAUCCCAGUGUAACAAUGAUGACAGUGGAGGAAAAACCUGACGUGACAUAUAAUGAUGUUGGUGGAUGUAAGGAACAGAUCGAAAAAAUGAGAGAGGUUGUUGAGUUGCCAAUGCUGCACCCUGAGAAAUUUGUCCAGCUUGGAAUCGACCCUCCCAAAGGUGUUCUCUGCUAUGGCCCACCUGGAACCGGCAAAACACUUUUAGCCAGAGCUGUUGCUAAUAGGACUGAUGCAUGUUUUAUCCGUGUCAUUGGAAGUGAAUUGGUUCAGAAGUAUGUGGGUGAAGGAGCUCGCAUGGUUCGAGAACUAUUUCAGAUGGCACGUUCGAAAAAGGCUUGCAUCGUCUUCUUUGACGAAGUUGAUGCAAUUGGUGGUGCGCGUUUUGAUGAUGGUGCUGGUGGAGAUAAUGAAGUUCAACGAACCAUGCUUGAAAUUGUGAACCAACUCGACGGAUUUGAUGCCCGUGGUAACAUCAAGGUUCUUAUGGCCACAAAUAGACCAGAUACGCUGGACCCAGCAUUGUUACGGCCUGGAAGGUUGGAUCGUAAAGUCGAGUUUGGAUUACCAGAUAUGGAAAGUAGAACACAGAUUUUCAAGAUUCAUACACGAACAAUGAACUGUGAAAGGGAUAUCCGCUUUGAGCUUUUGGCUCGCCUUUGCCCGAAUUCUACUGGUGCGGACAUAAGAAGUGUGUGCACAGAGGCUGGAAUGUAUGCUAUUAGAGCACGAAGGAAGACGGUGACAGAGAAAGAUUUCCUUGAUGCAGUGAACAAGGUGAUCAAGGGAUACCAGAAGUUCAGUGCAACUCCUAAAUACAUGGUUUAUAAUUAAUCAUGGCCUCUGUAGCUGUUUAAACUUAUUUUGAGCUUUAUGUUAGCUGAAAGCAUGUUAUUGUCUCUUAUUUGUAUUAACUUUUAUUGACAAUGCAUAACGUUUCUUCUUUUUA
Molecule: messenger RNA, 1471 nt
Organism: Erigeron canadensis
Lineage: Eukaryota; Viridiplantae; Streptophyta; Magnoliopsida; Asterales; Asteraceae
Product: 26S proteasome regulatory subunit 7 homolog A
Exons: 9
Coding region: 76-1356 (426 amino acids)
Biological process (GO): proteasome-mediated ubiquitin-dependent protein catabolic process
Cellular component (GO): proteasome regulatory particle, base subcomplex
Molecular function (GO): ATP hydrolysis activity; proteasome-activating activity; ATP binding
Source: RefSeq, a predicted model, not a curated record